AUGAGUGGUCUUGGUUCAUGUUGUGUUGAUCCUGGUGCAAAACAAACUCACCAAGCACAAGGUCAUGAAGAAGAAAUAGCCGGAGUAAAUACUUAUAAAACAGGUCAAGGAAAAUCAGCCAUUGUUAUCUUUACGGACGUUUUUGGGUAUUCUUUUAUCAACGUUCGAAAAUUGGCCGAUAGUUUUGCUGAAGGUACUCAAACAACAGUUCUUAUUCCUGAUUAUUUCAAUGGAGAUCCAAUUAGCCCUAAUGCCCCUAAUGUAAUGGAUAUAUUACCUGAUUGGUUAAAAAAACAUCCUCCAACAGAUGCAUGCGCUAUUGCUGAAAAAUUUAUUUCGACUGUUAAAGGACAUUAUCAAUCAAUUCAAGUUAUUGGUUUUUGUUAUGGUGCUAAAGCAGUUGUUCAUUUAAUAACAUCUAAUGAAUAUUUAUCAACAGUCAAAGCAGCUGUAGUUGCACAUCCAUCAUUUUUAGUAAAAGAAGAAGCUAAACAAAUCCAACGACCUAUUCUCUUUUUAUGUGCUGAAAAUGAUUUUCUUUUUACUCCUAGUCUUCGACAAGAAUUUGAAAAUGAAUUAACUGCAAAUGGUCUUGGAAGAUUUAUUGAAUAUCCUGGUACAGUUCAUGGAUUUGUUGUUCGACCAGAUGAUUCAGAACAAGUGCAUCAACAAAGAGAUAAGGCUGUUCAAGAUGCUAUUCAAUAUUUUAAAAACAAUAUUUAG
Rotaria sp. Silwood2 is the source of this 723-nucleotide messenger RNA. NCBI's taxonomy places the organism in Eukaryota, Metazoa, Rotifera, Eurotatoria, Philodinida, Philodinidae. The record is from the annotation of a GenBank genome assembly.